Messenger RNA from Erigeron canadensis, 777 nucleotides. Its product is annotated as protein ALP1-like. Bases 1 to 777 code for a protein of 258 amino acids. The record is from RefSeq and is a predicted model, not a curated record. The transcript has 2 exons. NCBI's taxonomy places the organism in Eukaryota, Viridiplantae, Streptophyta, Magnoliopsida, Asterales, Asteraceae.
AUGUCCGUGAUACCGCCUCCUCUUCAAGAAAGUAUACAAACAGAGAUAAUCGUAUUGAGUCUCACAACCGUCUUUUUCGAGAUUACUUUGCCGAGGAACCGAAAUUUGAUGAGGCUUUUUCGAGAUUAUAUUCUGUUAUUGGCUUGGUGUGGCCAGUACACGCGGGGUGAUCAUAACGGGUCGACGAUAUCACUUGAAGCAGUGACGUCACAGGAUUCUUGGAUUUGGCACGCAUACUUUGGUGUUUUCGGUUCAAACAACGACAUUAAUGUGUUUAACCAAUCUCCUUUGUUCAAUCCCUUUGAAGACGGCACAACCCCGCUGGUUCCUUUCACUGUAAAUGGAACCGAAUAUAAGUACCCGUAUUUUCUCGUGGAUGGGAUCUAUCCAAGAUAUGCGAUGUUUGUAAAAACGAUUUCUCAUCCAACUGGUGAGAAAAGGAUUCGAUAUGCUAAGGCACAAGAGGCUGCAAGGAAGGAUGUGGAGCGACUUUUUGGUAUUAUCAAAAAGAAAUGGAAAAUACUUAGAGAACCGGCACGACAGAUGGAAGAAAUCUCCAUCCGUAAGAUCAUGUAUGCAUGUUGUAUUCUUCAUAACAUGAUUUUAAAAGACGAGGACCACACUAUAAGUCUUGAUUACAUUCCAGAUCCCCCGGUUGUGCCACAGCCAUCGGAUGAUCGACUGGCAGAGAUAUAUGACCCAAGCGUUCACGACGAUCUUUGGAUGGAUCUCAUUGACCAUAUUCAUCGCAUAUUCACCCCGGGCAUCGAUCGCUAG